UCCUUCCAGCCCUUUUUGAAGUCCAGCUGGAGAACCAGGAAGUCAGUGAAGGGGAGACAAUCACUCUUGCCACAGUGCUCACUAAACCCAACGUGCCUGUCCAGUGGACAAAAGACUCUACCAAACUGCGGCCAAGUCACAAGUAUGAGAUGAGGCAAAAGGCAUCCUCUGCUGAGUUGGUCAUCCAUGAUGCCCAGCUGGAAGAUUCCGGCAAUUAUACCUGUGACACUGGGGAUCAGCAAACCACAGCAUCUGUGCUUGUCAAAGCUUUGCCAGUACUUUUCAUCAAGCUGCUUGAAAAUCAGGAGGCGGAAGAGGGCAACACUGUCACCUUGAGCUGUGAAACCUCUAGAAGGGAUGCCACUGUGCAGUGGAAAAAGCAAGGAUCACUGCUACAUUCUGGAGACAAGUACAAAUUGAAGCAAGUGGGUGCUGUGGCAGAACUGACUAUUUGCAAGCUAAAUUCUGAAGAUGCUGGGGACUACACCUGUGAAACCGUGGACCACAAGACCACUGCUUCUCUGCUGGUGAAAGAAGCACCGGCCACCAUAGAAGAAGCAUUGAAAGAUCUCACCCUUCCUGAAGGAAAGGAUGCUGUGUUUCACUGUGUAGUUUCUCGGGAGAAAGCAAAAGAUGUGCAGUGGAGUUUGGCAGGUGUGCCUCUCCAAUCCAAUGAAAUGAACGAUAUUGGAGUUCAAGGGAAAUCUCACACUCUCGUUCUCCGAAAAGUCACCCUUGAAGACUCUGGCACCAUCAGUUUCCAAGUUGGUCAGAAUUCAACUGAGGCUCAAUUGUUGGUGCAAGCUGCACCAAUAAUUUUCCUAAAAGAGCUGGAGAAUGUAGAAGUAGCUGAAGAUGGCAUGGCAACCUUCCACUGUGAGCUUUCCAAACCUGGUAUCCCAGUGGAGUGGAGAAAGGGAUCAUCCAUAAUCCAGCCCAGCCAGAAGUUUGAAGUCAAGGUAGAAGGCAUUGUCUACAUUUUGAUCAUCCAUGAUGUAAUCCCUGAAGACUCAGGAGAAUAUAGCUGUAGUGCAGCUGACAAGAAAACCACCGCCAGGCUUAAAGUUAAAGCUCUCCCUGUGCUCUUCAGACGGGAUCUGCAAAACAAGGAGGUUGAAGUAGGAAACACGGCGUCUUUGUGCUGCGAGUUGUCCAAGCCCAUGGCUCCUGUGGUGUGGAAGAAAGGGAGCGUGAAGCUUCAGUCUAGUGAGAAAUAUGAGAUCAGACAAGAAGGGAACUUUGUGGAGCUUCUCAUUUAUGACCUGGAAGUUCAGGAUGAGGGGGACUAUACCUGUGAUUCAGGAGACCAGCAGACAACAGCUACAGUGAAGGUCAAAGUGUUGCCUGUACUCUUUGAAGAAGAGUUGCAAAACGUGGAGUCAGAAACUGGGGGGAAGGCUGUCUUGCGUGGCAAGAUCUCGAGUCCUGAUGCUCCUAUUGAGUGGCGGAAAGGGUCCCACGUUCUGCAGCCCAGCACCAAGUAUGAGAUGAAGCAGAGAGGCACCACGGUUGAGCUGAUCAUCCAUGAUGUGGAACCUGAGGAUUGCGGUUCCUACACUUGCAGUACUGGGGAUGAGCUGUCCACAGGAUCCGUUUAUGUACAAGAAGAGGAAAUGCAGAUAAUUUCUGGUUUAAAGAACACGGAUGUUUUUGCUGGUGAAUCAGCUUCUUUUACCUGCAAGCUUUCCCGGUCCGGAAUGCAAAAUGUACAAUGGUGGUUGGACGGCUCCCCUCUUCACAACAGCCCUACAAAUGAAAUCUCUGUGCAGAAUGGGAGAAUUCACACUCUGACUUUAAAAGACUUGGGUCCCAAUGAUUCAGGAACUGUGACCUUCCGGGCAGGCCCUCUCAUAUCUUCGGCUAAAUUAUUAAUAAAAGAUCCAACAAUCGAGGUGGUCAGUCCCAUGCAGGACAUAACUCUUGAGGAAGACGACACAGCAGAAUUCAUCUGCCAGUAUUCUCGGCCAGUACAGGCCAUCUGGAAGAAGAAUGACCAGCCGUUUGGGGCAGAUGGCCAGAGAGUUGUGAUUGAGCAGGACUGGAACGUGGCCAAACUGAAAAUUAAGCCCGCUCUUCCUGGGGACACUGGGAUUUAUUCUUGUGAAGCUGGAGGCACCAAAGUAGUGGCCAUGCUUGAUGUUCAAGCCAAGAACACAGUCAUUCAGGGCCUGGAGAAUGUUGAUGCCAUGGAAGGAGGAGAAGCUCUAUUUGAGUGCUAUCUUUCCAAACCAGAAUGCUACAAUUAUAACUGGCUGAUCGAUGAUGUGCCGGCAAAAACUUCUGAAAAUGUUGAGAUGGUUUAUUUUGAAAACGGACUCCGUCAUCUUCUUCUUCUGAAGAACCUCAAAGUUCAGGACAGCUGCAGGGUGACUUUCCAGGCUAGUGAUGUGGUGACAUCAGCUUUCUUGACUGUAAAAGGAUGGCGGUUGGAAUUUUUGCAGCCACUGACAGAUGUCACAGUCCCCGUUGGGGAGCAAGCUGUCUUCAGCUGUGUGUUAAGUGAAGCUGUACCUAUCCAUGAGAUUGCUUGGUAUAUUAAUGACAUAGAUAUCCAACCAGAUGAAAAUUGGGGAAUUGAAGUAGAAGGAAAUACAUACAAACUCAUACUGAAGAAAGCUGAGCUCUGCCACUGUGGAGAGAUAACAUUUGCUGCCAGAGAUGCUAUUGUAUCUGCCAAACUAACAGUCCUAGAACCUGUUGCAGUCACUCGACCUUUGGUUGACAAGUCUGUUACAGAAGGAGAGAAGGCCAACUUACAGUGUGAAUUGUCCAUUGAGGCCCAAGAGGUGGUUUGGGUCAAAGAGAAAGAACCAAUCCAACUUGGAGGAAGAUAUGAAAUCAUCUCUGAAGGCAAAAAACAGACACUCAUCAUACAUGAUUUUAAACCUGAAGAUCAAGGAACAUACACCUGCAUAGCCUCUCCUGAAAUCAAAACAUCUGCAAAUCUUUCUUUUGACAUUUCCACAGUGUCAAUGCUAAAAGAGGCUGCCGAGGAAGCACCAACUGCAGAGGAGCCAAGCAAGGAAGCUGACGAAGAGGUCCAACCCAGCUUGCCUCCAGAAGCAGCUCAGGAAGGUGACCUCCACCUUUUGUGGGAAGCUCUGGCCAAGAAGCGGAGGAUGAGUCGGGAGCCAACCCUGGAUUCGAUCAGCGAGCUGCCCGAAGAAGAUGACAAACUUCAGAAACGGAAGAAAGAGGAAGCUGAGGUAACCCAGUACUACUCAGAGGAAUAUUCUACUUGUGAUGAAUCAGCAAAAGCUGGAGAAGCAGACUUUUCUAUUACAAGUUCAGAUGAUGAAUCCAGGGCUGGAACACCUUCCUUAAUCAACUACCUUAAGAAGGCUGGGUCAUCUACUGUUAGCAUCAGUACCAAAGCCCAGACCUCUGUAGAGAAAGUCCCUCGAGAGCGGGAGAAGGCAGGUAGUGAGCCACCUCCUCCUGCUAAGCCAUCUGAAAUGGAGAUAGCCGAAGGAGAGUUGGAUGACCCUUCCAUGUCUCAAGCUGCUGUGAAAAUUCAAGCUGCUUUCAAAGGGUACAAAGUGAGGAAGGAAAUCAAGCAGCAAGAACGCCCCGUCUUUACUGAGACCUUCAAGGAUUUCACUGGCAAGGCAGAAGACACCCUCCAUCUGGAAUGUGUGGCCCACAGCAAAACUGAUAUGAAGGUCAGUUGGCUGAAAGAUGGGAGUGAAAUUCUGGAUGGGCGGCAUUAUCAUAUAGACAAUUACAAUGAUGGAACCUGCUCCUUGAUCAUUGCUGGCCUUGAAAUGAAUGACACGGGCAAGUAUACCUGUGAAGCAUCCAAUAAAUUUGGCAAGGUCUCCCACAGUGCCAAGGUGACCAUCCAACCCCAAGCAACAUCCCGCAAGCAAAAACUUGCCCAGAAGCUUCCUGAGAGCGAAUCAGAAAGCUCAUCUGGCAGUGAGUUGGAUGAUGCCUUCCGUAAAGCUGGAAGGAGACUACACAAGCUGUUUAAGUCAAAAAUUUCUACAGAGAUCUCUGAUGUGGAAGAGGAACUUUUUGUCAGUGCUGAUGAGGGAGAGAUAGAGGCAGUGGAUCAUCAGACCUACCGUGAAGAUGAAUGCUACAUCUAUAUCAAGUUUGAAGUUCACUCUGAGGCCAAAACAGCUGCUGGACGAUUUCGGGAGAUGUUUGCUGCUAUGGGCAUUCCUGUUGAGAUUGAGAUUUUGGACCAGGGUCCUAAAAAAAUAGAAUUGCGUAUUGGGAAAGCCACCUCACCUUCUCCAGGACAAUUGCGGACUUUGGUUCAACGACCACCACCUCCUUUGCUAACAUCUGAUACUGCUCCUAUCUUCAUAACUGAGCUUCAGAACCAAGAGGUACAGGAUGGUUACCCAGUCAGUUUUGACUGUGUUGUUAUUGGCAAGCCAAUGCCUACCGUUCGGUGGUUUAAGGAUGGCCGAGUUAUUGAAGAGGAUGACCACUACAUGAUCAAUGAGGAUCAGGAAGGAUGCCAUCAGCUGAUCAUCACUGCUGUGGUCCCUCUUGACAUGGGUGUCUACCGCUGCCUGGCUGAAAACAGCAUGGGGGUGUCUUCAACAAAAGCUGAGCUACGAGUGGACUUAACCAGCACAGACUAUGAUACAGCAGGAGAUGCAACAGAGACCUCAUCAUACUACAGUGCCAAAGGUUAUCUCUCCAGCCGGGAACAAGAAGGAGUGGAAUCCACAACAGAAGAGGAACAGCUGCCACAAAUCAUGGAUGAACUUCAUGAUAUUCAUGUAGCUCCUGGAGCUCCUGUAGCCAAAUUCCAUUUAAAGGUGAAAGGUUUCCCAGAGCCACGUCUCUAUUGGUUCAAAGAUGGUCAACCGUUACAUACAACCGAUCGACUCCGAAAGACAGACACCCGAAAGUUUCAUGCUCUUGAAAUUCUCAAUGUCAUCAAGGAGGAUGAUGGCCAGUACUCAGUAUUUAUCACCAAUUCUGCUGGUUCUGCAUAUUCAGCAGCCAGACUCCUGGUCACAGGAGCUGGUGAGGAUGGAAAAGCAGAAACAGACAUUCAUGAACAGCUAGUGCCACCAAGAUUCCUGGAAAGAUUUACCAACAAGAAAGUGAGAAGAGGUGUCAGCAUCACCCUUUCUGUGAAAGUGGAAGGGACUCCACCACCCUCAGUAACAUGGUUGAAGGAAGAAUCCCAUGGAGAAGACAUCCUCUGGAUCAAGUCAGACACUCCAGGUUAUAAAUUGGCUAGUUCCAACAUGCAUCAUAGUCUCAUCUUAUUGGACGUGGAAAAGACAUAUAGUGGAAACUACACUUGCAUUGCCUCCAAUCAGGCUGGUCAGUCUAUCUGCAGUGCCUCACUAGAAGUUUUGGAUGUGAAAGAGGCUGAAUCUCUGACUCAGGAGCGCGUGAUGGUAACAGAGGCCAUCAUGACAUCAGUUGGGUAUGAAGACAGCAAAGAAAGAAAAGACCAUGGAGCCAGAGGGGUUAUUGCUCAAGCUCUUGAAGCUGGAAAAGGGGAACAUAUGGAAGGUGAAACAGUUCAGAGCCACAUUUCUCUUGGUGAAGUGGGGACUGAGGAAUUUCUCCAGAAACUGACAUCACAGAUCACAGAAAUGGUGUCUGCAAAGAUAGGUCAAGCUUCCCUUCGAGUUCCUGGAGCUGAUAGUGAUGAUGAAUCAAAAACACCAUCAGCAUCUCCACGGUACGGCAGAUCCAGGCCUUCCUCGACUGCUCAAGAAUCUUCCUCUGAAUCCGAUGAAGGAGAUGCAAGGGGAGAGAUUUUUGACAUCUACAUGGUCAUUGCUGACUACACCCCAAUGGGUGCUGACUGUGAAACCAUCACUCUGAAAGAAGGACAAUAUGUGGAGGUCCUUGACUCUGCUCAUCCCCUGAAGUGGUUGGUUAGGACCAAACCCACCAAAUCAAGCCCAUCCAGACAAGGCUGGGUUUCUCCAGCCUACUUGGAUAAGAAGUUAAAGCUCUCUGCUGAGUGGGGUAUCCCAGAAGUUCCAGAAUUCCCUGGAGAAUCUCUUUCUGAAGAUGAAUAUAGAAAGAAAUUAAGCCUUAUCACUCAAGACUUGCUGGGCACAGAGGAGGAUUUUGUCAAGGAUUUGCAGUUCCUCCAAACCCACCACAUCCAGUUCACGGAGACUUGCCCUGUCGUCCCUACUGCUGUUUCCAGCCAGAAGCUCAUUAUUUUCAGAAAUAUUACUGACAUAGCGCACUUUCAUUCCAACACCUUUUUCCCGGAGCUUCAGAAGUGUGACACUGAUGACGAUGUGGCCAUGUGUUUCAUUAAACAUGAAGGAGAAUUUGACAAAUACAUCCCAUUCUUGGUGGGCCGCGUUCAAGCCGAGUCUAUUGUGGUCAGCAAAGCAGUUCAGGAGUUUUAUAAGCGAUACAUAGAGGGAACAUUAGCCAGUGAGGAUCCUUCUCAGCCACCGAUACUUCCUCUGCAACACUAUCUAGAGAGACCAAUAAUCCGGAUCCAGAAAUAUCAAACAGCAAUCAAGGAGAUGAUCCGAAACAAAGCAAGGAAUACUCAAAACUGUGCCCUUCUGGAACAGGCUUAUGCAAUUGUUUCUGCGCUCAACAGACGAGCAGAAAACAACCUUCACAUCUCUCUCAUAGAGAACUACCCAGGAACUCUGGAAAUAUUAGGGGAGCCCAUCCGCCAGGGACAAUUCAUCGUAUGGGAAGGAGCUCCAGGGGCCCGCAUGGCUUGGAAGGGUCACAAGCGACACAUGUUUCUCUUCAAGAGUUACCUUCUUGUGUGCAAGCCAAAGCGAGACACUAAGACAGAUGCUUACAGCUACAUCUUCAAGAACAUGAUGAAGCUAUCACACAUCGAUGUUAAUGAUCUGGUUGAAGGAGAUGACCGGGCGUUUGAGAUUUGGCACGAACGGGAAGAUUCAGUCCGAAAGUACCUCUUCCAAGCUAGGACCGUCAUCAUCAAAAACUCAUGGGUGAAGGAAAUCUGUAAUAUCCAGCAACGUAUCAGUCUCCCUGUAUGGGAUCCACCAGAUUUUGAGGAGGAACUGGCUGACUGUACAGCUGAGCUGGGUGAAACUGUCAAGUUAGCUUGCCGAGUCACAGGAACCCCCAAACCAGGUGUCACCUGGUAUAAAGAUGGGAAGCCAGUAGAAGUGGAUCCUCAUCACAUCAUCAUUGAAGAUCCAGAUGGUUCUUGUACUUUGAUUCUUGACAACCUGACCGGAGUUGAUUCAGGGCAAUAUUUGUGCUAUGCUGCUAGUCCAGCAGGCAGUGCCAGCACCCUUGGGAAAAUUCUUGUUCAAGUGCCUCCCAGGUUUCUGAACAAGAUGAAGCACACCUAUUAUGCUGAUGGUGAAGACACACAGUUUACAUGCACUAUUGAAGGGGCACCUUACCCACAAAUCAGGUGGUAUAAAGAUGGGAAUCUCCUCACCGAUCCAAACAAACACCAGAGCUUUAGUGAGCCACGAAGUGGCGUCAUUGUCCUGGUUAUCAAAAGCGCCUGCAAGGAUGAUGAAGGUUUCUAUGAGUGUGAGUUGAUAAACAGGUUAGGGACCGCAAAGGGUGGUGCUCACCUUUACCACCAGAGUGCAGCAGCCUUGGCUCAAGAGAAGAGACCAGAGCAAGCCAUUACAAUUGAAGUCACUGAACAAGAAACUAAGGUGCCCAAGAAAACCAUCAUCAUAGAGGAAACAAUCACCACGGUCGUGAAAAACCCGAGGACAAAGCAAAAGGUAUCGCCUGCCCGUCCAUCUACAGGCUAUGCUCCUUCUCGCUCUCCAGGAUCAGAGUUUGCAACAUCUGAGCCAAUUUAUGUGAGCAAGAUUAGGCAACCUGGUCCCAGGCAUGACACUGAGGCAAUGGGGAAGGCUGCUAUUCCUACUCUUUUUGUGACUGACCCUGAAGAGAGGCAAGGGGUGGCAGCCCGGAGUAUCACUGUAGAAACCACCCUGGAAGAACAGCAGCCUAAAUGGGUUGAAGUGGAAGAAAUAAUUGAAUUCAAUGUUAAGAAGCCAACCCAGAUUCCAAGGAAGAGAGGUGCAUCUCCUGUGAGAUCAGAAAAGGAUGAAUUUGCAUCAGGUUAUGCUCGGCCUGGCACGAGACCCAAGCAUUCUUCUGAAGAUGAUCCAAACACGAAUAAUUCAAAUAAUAAAGAAGUUGAGCAGGCUGAAUCUUCUAUGUCCCAAGGUGUUGAAGCUUCUGGAGAUAACUACAAAGGAGGACCAGCGGGCAACAAAAAGGAAAGCUAUUCUGUGGAGCUAGAAGGAAGGACACAUCUUCAUGAAUCCAGCAGCCAGACUGACUCAUCUGAGGCUUCCUGUGUGAGUGAAACAUUUGAAACAUCUGGGAUGGGCAUUCGGCUCGACCAUGUUGAGGAUUAUGCUGUUGAGGACUCCUUAGCCUCUGCACAAGAUGAGGCCCUUCCAGAGAAAAAAAUUAUAAUAGAUGAACCAGAUCAGGGAGAACUAUCUGAUCUUGGGAACCGAGAAGUCAAAAUCCUUACUCGUAAUGGGAAAGCAUUAACUUUAGAGGACCUUGAAGAUUAUGUCCCUGAAGAAGGAGAGACAUACAAAUGUGGCCGUCUUAAUUCUGAAGAAGAUAAACCUUAUGAAAUAGCUGUUCUUCAGACUGAAAUAAACAAACCCACCAUUGGGAAGCCAGUAUUACUGAAUGUUGGAAGACCUGUGGUUUCUAAGCCCAGGCAAACCUUUUUUAGCAAAUUUGAAGGGCAUCACCCUGGCGGUAUCUUUAUGUCAGCAUCCAGAGUGACUGAAAUGCAGCCUAGGGAUCCCUCUAACGUUUCUUUCCAUAUUGGUGAGUCUCAUAGAACAGCAGCAGCAACACCAGCUACACAUACUUUUACUGGGGCUUCAUUCAAACUGACACCAUCUUUCUGUACAGAAGUCCAGUUAUCCACAGACAGCAGACCAUCCAAUUUCAAAACAGAGGUUUCCACCCGAAGCUACAGCACAGUUGGAGAAACGGUCACGUUUUGCAUCAAGAAGGAUGAUCCUUCCCAAAGUUAAUGAGAAAUUAAUUCAAGAUCUCUUAACCUCUAUAAACUAUUUAAAAAACAAGCAAAUGUUACCAUCGUUAUAAGCAACACCAGCGCCUUUAUGGGAGGAAAAUGGAGAGGAGAAUCAUAAUGAAGAACCUAAAAUAAAAAAUCCAAGAAAAUAAUGUACAAUAAAAUUAGAGAUGGAUCUUUUGCAAUCCUAAAGGGAACACUUCUGUCAGUUCAGCAUAUAGAAUGUAAUCUUUGAUUUGUAUUUUUUUUAUAAAAAAGCACACCAUUCCAUUGUAAGGCAUUGAGGUGCAGGUAAGGUAGAUCUAGAGCAUAAUUAGUGAGACGAGAUCUAAAUAAUUGUCAUUUUCCCUUAAAAUGGUGAUUUGAAACUGCCAAAUAUUUUUAACCUUACAAAAAGACAAUCAGUUUUUGUCAGUGCCUUCUAACAGUAACAAUUCUAACAAUUUCUUCUUCAACUCCAUACAUAUUUAAUGAUACAUAAUCUAGAGUAGGAGUCACAAGAGUUAUUUCUCUGAAUCCAUCUUAAUCCCACUGACAGAAGUGAUACUACCAUGGCUUAAAUACAGACAAUAAACCCAUUUAAGGGGCUUCUGGAUUGUAUUUUGAUAAUUUCUUGGCAAUUCCAAAAUACCAGGGUUUGUGCCAAAGUGUUGGUAGAAUACUUUGUUCUCUCCAAUACUUCUUUAUAUUCUUCCUUUAUUAAAAUGAAAAUUGCCAUGGAUAAAUACAUUUUUUUUUAAUGAGCUCCUAGCUGGUUAUCACAAACAAUGAUUAUUUGUGAUAAUCAUUUAGUUUGCAAUCUUUCUGCAUUGUCCUUAAAAUACCAUCCAGUUGGGCAAUUUCUUAACAUAGAUAAAACAAUACCAAACCAUUUGAAUUUACGGAUGAGAUUAAAUGCAUCGAUGGAUACUUCUUCAUUAUUCAUACAUAAUUGAUGCAUUAGGCUCUUUAUCUGGAGCAUAAAUGGAGAAUGUAACAUUACUAAGGAGCAUUCUGAAGGGACCUUGCUAAGAAGAUCUUCUCCAGCCAAAGACGGGUUCCUUCUGAAUUUUGUCCAACAUUUGUUAUUCUCAUUAUGGCAUGAAUGUUUGCCUAUUUAGGUUUGCCAUUGGGAUGACAAUGACAAACCAAUGACAAUAUUCACAAGGAUGGUGUAGUGCAUCCUGCAGUGUGCAGGGGGUUGAACUUGAUGACCUCUUAGGUCUCUUUCAACUCUAUUCAAGCAGAAGCCAUAUAUGGAAAUCAUGCUAAGUACCUUAAAUAUUCAAAUUUUUAUGUAAUGGCCAUUCAGGAGUAAUUACCCCUCUUCAUGUGUCCUGUGGAACAUUUAUUCCCCUCUGAAUAAGGAAGAGACAAACGUUCCUCUUUUUGAACAAAUUCCACUCGUUUUAUCUUACAUGCUGUUUUCAACAGCUGUGAAAUUACAAUGAAUGAAGAUCUCCAACCUGCAAUGUUAAUGCAGACAAGCCCCCCCCCGCUCCCCAAAAUCAAAUCUGGACAUGAAGAGCUGCUUUGAAACAUUACAAGUCUGUUCUCUGAAUAAUACAAAAUAAUAAAAUUAUUAUUACUUGCAUGUGGCUUUGUUUCCUUAAGUUCCCCAAGUAGCUACAGUGCAAAACAUUAUCAAGGCAUCGUCUAAAAACAGCUUUAAAGAUAAUCCACGUAAAUUUUCAUUUUAAGAGUAGCAUUUGAGCUGUGCAGCCAAAUGUCGAUUCCAUUAUUUUCAUGAACUAAACAUCACACCAUCAGGUAUUGUAAAAGGCUGGGCAUUUGUACUUGUGAUCUUGGGCAAACUUCAUUUAAACAAUCCCAUUCAUUUUUCAUAAAUCCUCUAGAUUAUUCUGUACGUGGUUAUAUAAUGGUGUGUCUUGCCCUGUACAUUUUUAAAUUUGAUAGUUACCGAUAUUUUAAGAUAUGCAACCACCUCUUCGCUGAAGAUUAUUUGAUCAGUUGGCCCACGAUUAGAAACACAAAACACUGGACUUUGUAAAAACACAGAAUUUUUAAGGAAGCUCUAUAAACAGAUGAAGAAACGUUCAUUUAUUUGAUUUUGCUGAGCAAUAGCUAACAAGGCAACUGCUUCUUGAAAGAAAUAUUUAAAUUUCUCUUGAUCGAUUAAUACUUUGCACUGUCAACAACUAGAUAUUUGGUACUUAAAAGAAGAAAAAAGAAACAACAUUUUGAAAUGUUAUGGUACGUCCUAGGAAAAAUCUCUUCCUAGAGUUUAAAAAAGCAUAUGGUAUGUGAUUUACAAUCUGUAGAUAAAUGUUGGGGUUUCUUAUAAAAGGAAACAAGAUCUUGUAUUGCAAUAACCUUAGUGUAAAUGAACCAGCUUGAUUAGAUAUUCUUGUGGGAAAGGAGGUAUAGUCAAAGUAGAGAACAGAUUGUUUCAGAGACUAAACAAAUUCAAGAUAAAAUGCAAAUUGGAACCAUGCUCUUAGACACUCAAUUUUCUAUCAAUAAACAACCAAUACCAUCAUA
Python bivittatus (Burmese python) is the source of this 11464-nucleotide messenger RNA. The record is from RefSeq and is a predicted model, not a curated record. NCBI's taxonomy places the organism in Eukaryota, Metazoa, Chordata, Lepidosauria, Squamata, Pythonidae.